AAAUAAAAGAACAAGAGUCUCUCAGAGAUCAAAUGGGAAAAGUAAGAGUCACGAGUUCAUCAUCAUGUACACAUAAAAUUAUCUCUGAACUCGCUUAGCUAAUUGCCUUUCCGACCCAUACGCACAGAGCCCCUGCCCAAACGAACAACAAGAAAUAGAAAAUGGCGAGCUCAUCAUCAUCAUCAUCAUCAUCAAGAAACGAUGAUUUCUCAGUGUUUGUGUUGGCGUCAGAUUUGGGAAUUGAUGCAACGCCUUUUCUAAACAAACAAGAAAGAGAGAUCAAAGAGGAAUAUGAGCAAGAAGAAGCUGAUAACUGGCACGACUGCUCUCAGUAUCUCCUGCCCGAUGAAGAUUUUUCUGAUCUUGAUCUCUUGCAAUUCUUUCGCCUCCAGGGCUCUGAUAAAUCCGGAAACCGUAUAUUUCGUGUCAUCGGCAAGUACUUUCCCGCUCAAGUUAUCAGUGCAGAGCGACUGAAAAAGUACAUAUUCCACAAAAUGUGCAGUGAGUUGCCUGAAGGACCAUUCUGCAUUGUGUACAUGCAUAGUACUGUGCAAAAGGAGGACAACUCUCCUGGUAUAACUAUCUUGAGGUGGAUAUAUGAAGAACUUCCUGCUGACUACAAGAACAGGCUUCAAGUAGUAUACUUCAUUCAUCCAGGACUCCGCUCAAGGCUUGUUUUUGCCACCCUUGGUCGAUUCUUCUUAAGUGGAGGUUUGUAUUGGAAGAUCAAGUACGUAAGCCGCCUUCAGUAUCUUUGGGAAGACAUAAAAAAGGGGGAGGUUGAAAUCCCUGAAUUUGUUCAGAGUCACGAUGAUAUUCUUGAGCACAGACCACUGACAGAUUAUGGUAUUGAACCAGACCCUUUUCACUUAAAUGAAAUACCCACCACAGCUUACUCGCUUGGGAAGUAUGAAGAGAGAUGGGCAGCAAGGGAAUAUGCAACUUAGAUUCAUCCUCAUGUAGGAUGAUCCUUGCUGUUCGUAUCCGCAAAAAUACCAAAUCGUCUUGUUUAAUGUCAAGCUGUUAUAGAGCAACAGGUUUUGUACAGAAAUUACCUACUAUGGUGUCCAACUUCUUGUUCAUCAUCAGCUGCAAUGCGUUAAAACUUGGUAAUCCUCAAAACAAUCAUUAUGUAAGCUACAAUCUCUUUUAAAUGCUCUAUGAAUGCGCAUCAUUUUCCACUGUA
Molecule: messenger RNA, 1186 nt
Organism: Ricinus communis (castor bean)
Lineage: Eukaryota; Viridiplantae; Streptophyta; Magnoliopsida; Malpighiales; Euphorbiaceae
Product: ganglioside-induced differentiation-associated protein 2
Exons: 3
Coding region: 162-947 (261 amino acids)
Source: RefSeq, a predicted model, not a curated record